UAGCACUGUUUAUUGUUUGUUGCCUUGCUGAUUUGCUCCAUGAGAAAGGCCUUGCUCUCUUGAAUUUGUGAAAGAAUAUGGGCAAUAUGCCCCUCUUUGUUUUCUUCAAGGACAUAAGAAAUGUUUUCAAAGCGGAUGAGCUAGGCCUGGAAAUAGUGCAUAUAGCCCUUCCUACACUGUUGGCGUUAUUGGCAGACCCUGUUGCUUCUCUAGUUGAUACAGCAUUCGUUGGCCAUAUAGGUCCAGUGGAGCUCGCGGCUGUUGGAAUUUCUAUUGCUGUUUUCAAUCAAGUAUCAAAGAUAGCAAUUUUUCCUCUUGUCAGUAUUACAACCUCUUUUGUUGCUGAAGAAGAUGCUACUGAAGAACUGAGGGCAAAUGAACAAGUUCAUGAAAACGUUGAAAAUGGUACUCCCAUUAGCAUGGAAAUGGAGAUGGAAGAACUCGUACCACUAGUUGGAAAGUCAUCAUCUACGGAAAUGGUCAAACUUGAGCAUGUCCGAAGGCAUAUUCCAUCUGCAUCAUCAGCAUUGGUGGUUGGCAGUGUACUUGGGUUUAUUCAAGCUGUAUUCCUAAUUUUUGCUGCAAAGCCUAUCCUCAAUUACAUGGGUGUUGAUUCUAAUUCUCCUAUGCUAAAACCAGCAAGACAAUACUUAACAUUGAGGUCACUUGGUGCUCCGGCUGUUCUUCUCUCUUUGGCUGUGCAAGGGGUUUUUCGUGGUUUUAAAGAUACAAAAACUCCUUUAUAUGCUACAAUUGUGGGAGAUGUAGCAAACAUCAUUUUGGACCCAAUAUUAAUGUUCGUAUUCCAUAUGGGUGUUAGAGGUGCGGCCAUUGCCCAUGUUAUUUCUCAGUACUUAAUCUCCCUGAUAUUGAUAUGGAAAUUAAACAAGCAAGUUGAUCUCCUAACCUCAGGUGUCAAAGAUCUACGAUUUGGCCAGUUUCUGAAAAAUGGGUUUUUGUUAUUGGUGAGGGUGAUAGCUGCAACAUUCUGUGUUACUCUGGCAGCAGCAUUAGCUGCAAGGCAGGGACCAACGACAAUGGCUGCAUUCCAAGUUUGCUUGCAGAUCUGGUUGGCAGCCUCUUUGCUUGCUGACGGCUUGGCUGUGGCUGGACAAGCAAUCCUUGCAAGCGCCUUUGCAAGGAAAGAUUACAGCAAGGCUGUCGCCACAGCUUCACGUGUAUUGCAGUUGGCUUUGGUUCUAGGGCUAAUGCUCUCGAUCAUCCUCACAGUUGUAUUACAGUUUGGCUCCAGAAUAUUUACAAAAGACAUCAACGUUUUGCAGCUUAUAAGUUUAGGCAUCCCGUUUGUUUCAGUGACUCAACCUAUUAAUGCUUUAGCAUUUGUUUUUGAUGGAGUCAAUUAUGGAGCGUCAGAUUUUGCAUAUUCUGCAUACUCAAUGGUUUUGGUGGCUUUAGUGAGCAUAUUGUGCCUAUUUCUAUUAUCAAGCCACGGCUUUGUUGGUAUCUGGGUUGCUUUAUCUGUCUUUAUGAGUUUGCGCGCACUGGUUGGAUUUUGGAGGAUAGGAACGGGAACGGGACCGUGGAGCUUUCUUAGGGAGUAAAUUCUGAAUAAUAUGUUUCUGCAUAUAUUCCUUCUCUUCCAAACAUUAUUUAUUGUCGAGCAUGUCUUACAAGCUCACCAGAAGGGCAAAGAGGAAACUCUUAUGAGGGGAUGAUAUUACUGAUCUGCCAUCACCAUUUCUUGUUUGGGGAUGAUUGAGAUAACCACACAUAUGUAAUGAAAAACAAGAGAGCACCAUUCUUUUA
Messenger RNA from Prunus mume (Japanese apricot), 1767 nucleotides. Its product is annotated as protein DETOXIFICATION 42-like. Gene Ontology annotation, cellular component: membrane. Lineage: Eukaryota; Viridiplantae; Streptophyta; Magnoliopsida; Rosales; Rosaceae. Gene Ontology annotation, biological process: transmembrane transport. The record is from RefSeq and is a predicted model, not a curated record. Gene Ontology annotation, molecular function: xenobiotic transmembrane transporter activity; antiporter activity.